Messenger RNA from Amoebophrya sp. A120, 916 nucleotides. The record is from the annotation of a GenBank genome assembly. Lineage: Eukaryota; Dinophyceae; Syndiniales; Amoebophryaceae.
GGACGGCACGGAGCCCUACGACAAGGCGUACUGCCAGGUGGACAGCGAAGUGACCAUUCAGGGGAGAAAAAACCGGGACCUGUGCCUGCACGAGUCGCUCGACCGGACCGACGGCGAACUGGACUGCUGCGUCGACAUGUACAAAAUUGCGACGAUGGGCUACCACCAGCCGGAACAGUGGUGGAAGGGGAAGGAGCAGCUGCCCUACAAGGAGCAGUGCGCGGACGGCUACUUCAACCUUUUCGACUGGACGCAGAAGCUGACGCGGCGCAACUGCGUCCACGAUGGGAGCAACGACGCGGAGUUCACCACCGCAAAUGCGCAGGCCGCGGUGUGUUGCGUCCCCCUAGGGCACACGUUCACCGACGAGUGCGAACUGUCCGACUGGCGCAUGCCGCGCAAGGAGUGCGGUUACGAGCAGGACUGGGAUUACUUCGGGGGAGACUUGCACGAGAACACCGCCUAUUACACCAUCACGGGGGCCGAGUGCAAGACGCUGUGCGAGUUAAAACCAGACUGCACCGCCUACACCUGGGUCCACGAUAUUGACGACACCUGCCGGCUGAAACAGUUGCGGGGUGUGUCGGGUACUAUCGAUCCCGUGCAGGCAGUGAAAGACCCUUUUGAUCUGAACUGGGAGACCGGACAGCGGGUCCACAGGGACGUCGGCGGGCAGUGCGCGGAGCAGUGGCCGUUUGCGUACCGGGACUACCAGGUGGUCACAAAACCGCCCUGCUCCAAGUCCUGCGGCGGGGGUCUCAGGUACUUCACGCGCGAGAUCCUCCAGCACCCGCAAUCCCUGGUCGACGAGCUGAGCACCGAUUUGUCGCCCUACCGCACUUGUGGUUCUCUCCUAAAAAUCGAGAUCUGCAACAUUCAGGAGUGUCCGACGCCGACCACGCCGACGACCACGCCC